ACAACUCCAUCGGAUCGGAUCGGAUCGAACCCAUACCAAUUUCUUCCCCCGCCGCCACUCGCCGCCGCCGCCUGAACUCCAACUCCCAAAUUACAACGCCCUCGUGCUUCCAGCAGCGGCGUCGCCGCGCCGGAGAUGGCUGCAUACCUGAGCAUGGGCGAGGCGCACCGCCGCAUCAACGACUACCUCUCCCGCUUGUCCGAUGCCAUCUCCGACUCCGACGGCGCCGCCCUCGCCUCCCUCCUCGCCGUCUCCUCCGCACCCGCCUCCACACCGCUUUCCGACGCGCUCGCCGCUUUCCCAGACUUCGCCCGCCUCGCCUCCGACCGCUUCCCUCACCUCUCCGACUUCCUCCCCCAACUCCUCCGCGCCAUCCACUCCCACUCCACCCGCCGCUUCUCGGACGCCUACUCCUCUUUUGAGAAGGCUGCCAGCGCGUUCCUGCAGGAGUUCCGGAACUGGGAAACACCGUGGGCGAUGGAGGCGAUGCACACGGUGGCGCUCGAGAUCAGGUUGCUAGCUGAGAAGGCAGAUAGGGAGCUUGCCAUGAGCGGGAAGAAUCCUGACAAGCUGCAGGCGGCUGGAUCCUUCCUGAUGAAGGUUUUUGGUGCACUUGCGGUUAAAGGACCUAAGCGUGUUGGAGCACUGUAUGUUACCUGCCAACUGUUUAAAAUUUACUUCAGGCUUGGUACAGUUAACCUUUGUCGGAGUGUCAUAAGGAGCAUUGAAACUGCUAGGAAUUUUGAUUUUGAAGAUUUUCCAGUGAAAGACAAGGUCACUUACAUGUACUAUACUGGUCGCUUGGAGGUGUUUAAUGAGAAUUUUCUUGUUGCUGAUCAGAAGUUAACUUAUGCUUUGGUGCAUUGUAAUCCUCAAAGCGAAUCAAAUUUGAGGAAAAUUUUGAAGUUCCUCAUCCCAGUAAAACUGUCAAUAGGUGUUUUGCCAAGUAGGGCCCUCCUGGAGAAGUACAAUCUGAUCGAGUAUGCAGAUAUUGUGACCUCACUUACGAGAGGAGACCUGAGGCUUCUCAAGCAAGCCCUUGAUACACAUGAAGAUCAGUUAUUAAAAUCUGGUGUGUACCUUGUGUUGGAGAAACUUGAACUCCAGGUCUACCGGAGAUUAGUCAAGAAAAUUCAUAUCAUUCAGAGGCAGAAAGAACCAGCUAAGGCGCAUCAAAUCAAGCUAGAUGUCUUGGUGAAGACUCUGAGAUGGCUUGGAAUUCAGAUGGAUGUGGAUGAGGUGGAAUGCAUCAUGGCAUGCCUAAUAUACAAGAAUCUCAUAAAAGGAUACUUUGCUCACAAAAGCAAAGUUCUUGUCCUGAGCAAACAAGACCCUUUCCCAAAGUUGAAUGGGAAGCCUAUUUAGUAGUCUAUACGGUGGCGUGGUCUCAUCUGAUAAGCUUGUAAACCUAACGCAAUUUUCUCAUGUAAGCAAUACUCUAUGUAGAACUAUUCCUGAUUGAGAAACAUCUGUAUUGUAGUUGUCAGGUUUGUAAUCAUCGUAACUUGCAAAUUGUUACAGGACAUAAAGAAGUACGCACUCUGUUCCAAAACAUAUGUUGAUUGUCAAA
This is a messenger RNA of Brachypodium distachyon (stiff brome), 1570 nucleotides long. Its product is annotated as enhanced ethylene response protein 5. Gene Ontology annotation, biological process: transcription elongation by RNA polymerase II; poly(A)+ mRNA export from nucleus; post-transcriptional tethering of RNA polymerase II gene DNA at nuclear periphery. Gene Ontology annotation, molecular function: double-stranded DNA binding; RNA binding. The coding region runs from base 136 to 1365 and encodes 409 amino acids. Gene Ontology annotation, cellular component: transcription export complex 2. NCBI's taxonomy places the organism in Eukaryota, Viridiplantae, Streptophyta, Magnoliopsida, Poales, Poaceae. The record is from RefSeq and is a predicted model, not a curated record. The transcript has 12 exons.